Osmerus eperlanus (European smelt) is the source of this 2699-nucleotide messenger RNA. RefSeq names its product farnesyl-diphosphate farnesyltransferase 1 (gene fdft1). The transcript has 7 exons. Gene Ontology annotation, biological process: cholesterol biosynthetic process; farnesyl diphosphate metabolic process. Gene Ontology annotation, cellular component: endoplasmic reticulum membrane. Gene Ontology annotation, molecular function: squalene synthase [NAD(P)H] activity. NCBI's taxonomy places the organism in Eukaryota, Metazoa, Chordata, Actinopteri, Osmeriformes, Osmeridae. Bases 16 to 1395 code for a protein of 459 amino acids. The record is from RefSeq and is a predicted model, not a curated record.
GGUUUCAUCCCUCUUAUGGCCGGAGCUUGUUGUAAGUGUCUGGUCACCCUCUCGGUGUUCAAACGCUCGUUAACUGUCACGCCGCGGAGCCCUGGACCCGCCUUACGGUCAAUCUUCUCCGGGGGAAGGCGCGACCGUGGCAUGCAGGAAGGAUGUUGGGCCGCCCGGCCGAUCCUGUUGAGAACCGCAGCUUCUUACAGACAACCCAUGUUUCUCUGUUUCUCAUGCCAGGACUCCAUGAGGGACAGUCUGCGGACAUGCUACCUCUAUCUAAAUCAGACCAGUCGAAGUUUCGCCGCUGUUAUCCAAGCACUAGACGGAGAGUUACGACAUGCGGUGUGUAUCUUCUACCUGGUCCUGCGUGCCUUGGACACUGUAGAAGAUGACAUGAGCAUCCCUCUGGAGAAGAAGGUGCCAAUGCUCAACGACUUCCACACCUACCUCUACCAGGCUGAGUGGUGCUUCAAGGAGAGCCAGGAGAAGGACAGGCAGGUCCUGGACGACUUCCCAACGAUUUCUCUGGAGUUCCGGAACCUGGGUCAGGAGUACAGGGACGUCAUCUCAGACAUCUGCCACCGCAUGGGGGUGGGGAUGGCCGAGUUCCUGGAGAAGAAAGUAGGCUCCAUGAAGGAGUGGGAUCAGUACUGCCACUAUGUGGCGGGGCUGGUGGGGAUCGGCCUGUCCCAGCUGUUCUCAGCCUCUCAGCUGGAAGACCCUGAGGUGGGCGGCGACACAGAGCUGGCCAACUCCAUGGGCCUGUUCCUCCAGAAGACCAACAUCAUCAGAGACUACCUGGAGGACACACAGGAGGGACGGCAUUUCUGGCCACAAGAGGCAUGGAGCCAGUUCUCCUCUCACCUGGAGGACUUGGCCCAGCCUGACAAGCUGCACUCCGCCCUGUCCUGCCUCAACCUCCUGGUGACUGACGCCCUCCGCCACGUCCCCGACGUCAUCGCCUACCUCGGCCGUCUGCGCAACCAGAGCGUCUUCAACUUCUGCGCCAUACCACAGGUGAUGGCGAUAGCGACCCUCUCUGCAUGUUACAACAACCCUCAGGUGUUCCAGGGUGUGGUGAAGAUCAGGAAGGGACAAGCUGUUACACUGAUGAUGCAGGCAACCAGUAUGGCCACCGUGCAGAGCAUCAUAGCCCAAUACAGCCAAGAGAUCCUCCAGAAGGUGUCCUUGUCUGACCCCUCCAGAGACCAGACUCUGCGUAUCCUGACUGGGAUUCAGGAGAAGUCCUCCUUGUCCCAGUCCAGUCUCCCGUCCCGCACCCACCACCUCUCUCCCAUGUACCUCUCUGCUGCCAUGCUCCUCGCCGCACUCAGCUGGCAGUACCUCAGUACUGUAGCUGCUGCGCAGGCUCCGGGAACCUCCGACAUGAAGGGAAACUGAGCCUGGCUUUAGCCCAGCUCACCCUCAUCCGUUCUGGGGUGCACAGACUGAGAACACCCCCUCUCUCACUUCCUCUUGGAAGUCUUGUUCUCCUCUUGUCAUAGAGAUGUCCAGUCUCUUACCAAGCUGUCCUGUUCAAACCCACUGUACACUUGAUGAACGAACAAAGAUCAUUUCAAAUAGUAUCUGCAAUACUUUAAAUACUUAAAGUGUAAAGAGUGUUUGCUUGAGUCCGAUGGAUUGUGUUUGGUUUUGUUGGAACCAGCCAACUGGUUAAUUUCUGCCAGGCAAGACUUUUGGCCCUUGUUUGUUUGGGUCAGAUAAGGAAACAGGAUUGUUGUGUUGGUAUGUUUGACAGAGAUGUACCGUAGUCCAUCUUACUUCCUGCAACCCACACCAUAUGAACAGGUAGUUAGAUACAGUAAGUGGUGAUUUUCUUCUUGUUUAUUUUUAAAAUAAAAUCUUUGUUUUUUAGGAAACCUACAAAACCUAAAAAGUUUCCCUGUCAGGUUUAGAGUUUUCAGAGCAAUCCUUUGUUUAUUUGUGGACGCUUUAAUGAAUCCAUAGAUGUUUUAUUUUGGAUUUAAGGGAUUUCUUUUAAAAAUACAUAUAUAUUAUAGAAAUAUAAUAUUAUUCACACUUUCAUAAUUGUCAGUGUGAGUGUGGGUUACACUUUCUGAUGUGUCGGCGUGAUUAGGAGACAAAUCACACAAGCAAAUUCACAUUCACAGAACAAUACUGCUUUUCUUCAUCUCAGUUCUUUAAUUUGGUUAGCUUUUUUCUAAUCAGUAGUCAGUCCUAAUAUAAUAUGUAAUCUCAAAAGAAUGCUUUUGUUCCCAUGUUUUAGUCUACAUUGAAGAGGCCAAGUCGUAUUCACUGUUAAUAUGGAUUCAGUUUCCUCUCAUGCUACUACUACCUUUGGUCCCAAUAGUCAAAUGUGGUUUUGUUUGGGCAGUUUCCCACAAUGAAAUGUGUGCAAGCGUAACAUUUACGUUUGCACAGCACUUAAAUCCAAGUUUCUUUAUCUUGGACCUAAGGAUUCUUCCAGAUGAAUGGAAGUUGAGGACGAGGUGAGGAAGUGACUAGACACUGGGUUUGACUGGGGGACAGACGAGAGCAUAGUAGAGAGUGCAGCUAGAUGGGAGAUAGCAGGCUGCUAAGUGUCCUUAAAGCACAGCUUUGGUGAGUAGAAAGACUAGACGUGUAACUUUAUACGGAGCCAAAGGAGACUUAUAAACAUUGCUAUGUAAUGUGAUAAUUUGAUUUGUAAAUAAUUUAACAAAUAUAUACCAAAUUAAACGGUG